AUGCCUCCACAACAGCAACAGCAAGCCGCAUACACUUUCUCAUGGACAUUACGAGGCUUCAAUGAACUUCAUCGACAGAUGUCCCCGUCAAAUUUCGCCUAUUCGGAUCGUUUUCAUUCCCCAAGGGGAA
Funneliformis geosporum is the source of this 130-nucleotide messenger RNA. The record is from the annotation of a GenBank genome assembly. Lineage: Eukaryota; Fungi; Glomeromycota; Glomeromycetes; Glomerales; Glomeraceae.